CGAGAAAGCUCUACUCGAGCAAGAUGAAGAGGCUGCUGGUGCUGAUCGCUCUGUUUGUGGCCGUCUUUGGCAAAAAGACCUUUGAGGGGGAUCAGGUGUUUCGGAUCACUCCAAAAGAUGAAGCUCAGAUUGACCUCCUGAAGGAGCUCACUGAAGAGGGCGAACAUCUUGGCCUUAGUGUCUGGAUGGAGCCCAUUCUUGAGUCUCUGCCUCUGGAUCUUCAUGUCCCCUUUCACAGUCUCCAGGCUGUCAGGGCGUUUCUGGCCUACAAUCAGAUCCCAUACCACAUCAUGAUCGAGAAUGUCCAGGAACUGUUGGAUGAUGAGCAACGUGAUAUGGUGAAAUAUCGUGGCCUUGCAAGAUCUACAGAUGACUUUGUGUACACCACCUACCAUGACCUGAACUCUAUCAACUCAUUCAUGGACAUGCUUGUCGCAGAGAACAGGAACAUGGUCAGCAAAGUUGUGAUUGGUCAGAGCUACGAGAAACGCCCCUUGAAUGUCCUGAAGUUCAGCACUGGAGCAAACCGUCCUGGUAUCUGGAUCGACACUGGUAUCCACUCCAGAGAAUGGGUCACCCAGGCUAGUGGAGUCUGGUUUGCCAAGAAGAUCGUGAAAGACUAUGGACGUGACCCCGUCCUCACUGACAUCUUGAACAGCCAUGAUAUCUUCCUGGAGAUUGUCACCAACCCUGACGGUUUCGUCUACACCCACACCAAAGACCGCAUGUGGCGUAAAACCAGAAAGCCAAACCCUGGCUCCAGCUGCGUUGGAGUUGAUCCCAACAGGAACUGGGAUGCUGGUUUUGGAGGUGGUGGUUCCAGCAACAACCCCUGCACUGAAACCUACCGCGGCCCCAGUGCUCACUCUGAGCCCGAGGUGAAGGCCAUUGUGGACUUUGUGAAGUCUCACGGCAAAAUCAAGGCCUUUGUGUCUAUCCACAGCUAUUCCCAGAUGCUCCUCUACCCAUACGGAUACACAUAUACCGCCGCCAAGGACAAGGCUGAACUGCAUGAGGUCGCCAGGAAGGCCAUCACUUCACUGCAGUCAUUGUACAACACUCGCUACACCUAUGGAAGCAUCAUUACCACCAUCUAUCAAGCCAGUGGAGGCACUAUUGACUGGACCUACAACCAGGGCAUCAAGUACUCCUACACCUUUGAGCUGAGAGACACCGGUCGCUAUGGUUUUAUUCUGCCAGCCAAUCAAAUCGUCCCAACCGCCGAGGAGACCUGGCUCGCUCUGAUGGCCAUCAUGGAGCACACCAAGAAUAACCCUUAUUAAACGUAUAGCAACAUUUCAGACGGAAAGUGUAUAAAAGAGAGUUAAUAAAAAAAAGAACAAGACAAA
Messenger RNA from Danio rerio (zebrafish), 1349 nucleotides. It is a transcript of the gene cpa5, whose product is annotated as carboxypeptidase A5. The record is from RefSeq and is marked provisional. Lineage: Eukaryota; Metazoa; Chordata; Actinopteri; Cypriniformes; Danionidae. Gene Ontology annotation, molecular function: metallocarboxypeptidase activity; zinc ion binding. Gene Ontology annotation, biological process: proteolysis. Gene Ontology annotation, cellular component: extracellular region.